Molecule: messenger RNA, 5395 nt
Organism: Mytilus trossulus (common blue mussel)
Lineage: Eukaryota; Metazoa; Mollusca; Bivalvia; Mytilida; Mytilidae
Product: cAMP-regulated phosphoprotein 21-like
Exons: 21
Coding region: 451-3576 (1041 amino acids)
Molecular function (GO): nucleic acid binding
Source: RefSeq, a predicted model, not a curated record
CAAUUUCCUGUGACGUCACUUCUAGAAAAGCUGCCAUUUUCUUAAUGCAAAUGCGAGUUGUUAGAAAAUUAUAACACAGUUUUAAAGAAUUGAGUGAAGAACAGAAUGUCAUGUGAGCAAUAACAGUGAAUAUUUGUUUAAACAAUGACAAGGUAUGAUUAGCGAUGGCCACAUGACAAGGACACUGAAGAUUUAAUGCCUUGGACAACAACUAAGGUGACAACAUCCAGGAGCCCUGAAAUAUUUUAUUGCAUAUUGAUGGUGAACGUCCCCGGUCAAACACGUAGAAUUGCCAUGAGUUGGAACAGUGAAAAUUCUGUGUUUUAGAAUCUUACUGAUCACCCAUACUAUAGAGACUUACCAAGGAUAUUUAUUUAUGUGCAAUAUAUACUUCAAUAUUGAUCUCAACAUUUUUGUUCAUAUUUUUCAUUGCAAGACUAUUUUUUCCACAUGACCAUGGCAACAGACCAAAAAGUGGACUGUAGAAAUAACAAAGUUCCAUUGCGGAAACAGUCAGAGAUUGAGGAGGUUGAGGAACAGGAAACCAGUCCUGGAUCGGACCUAUCUGAUUCCACCAUCACUGCAGACAAAGAACUGGCGAGUACAGAACCAAGAGAUUCUAGUCCUCCAGCAGAAGAUGUAUCACAAUACAAUUCAUCGGAGUGUAAUCAUGUACAGAACAAUCCUAAACAAGGGAAGCUAACUAGAAGUAAAGCAUUUGAAAUUACCUCGCCACCUUUAGAACAACAAAAUCUUUUAGAGAGUCCAUCAAAUGGCAUGCUUACAAAAUCUCUGUCAGCAAGCAAAUUGGAAAAGCAUGGUUCACAAAGUUCUGAGGCAGGCACCUCAUCAAGUUUAUCUAGAGAUUCAAGUUUUGAUAAAAGUCCUUACAAAGAUUCUACUGGUAUAGAUUUAGAGGAAUUUAUUCGUAAAACUCUGAACAAAACACAGAAAGACAGAAGUAUGCUUCUUAAGCUGGAGACUGAUAUCAAUAACUUUAUUAAUGAACCAAAGCACCAUUACCUCAAGUUCCCUCAGAUGUCAUCGUAUGAUCGAAUGUUGGUCCACAGAAUAUCAGCUUUCUUUGGUUUAGACCAUAAUGUUGAUCAGACAGGCAAAUGUGUUAUUGUCAACAAAACAUCUAACACAAGGGUACCUGACUUUAGCUUUAGGGAACACAUAGAGUCUGGGGAACCAGGUCAUCUCUCUCUUAGGAAACCAAAGAUGAUAAUGAAGAGGAGUGUAAACAGUUUAGAUGAUAGAGAGAGCCAUUACAAGCUAUCUGCUAGAAGUCUAGGGGAUACAAGAGGGAAAGCCAAGUCAUUUGAAGAGCGAAAAGAACAAUAUGAAAAAGUCAGAAGUAAAAUAUUCAAAAGUGUUGAUGAUUCUGGACUACAGGUGGAAGCAUUUACAGAAGAAGAGAUGGCAAUCACACAAAUAUAUAAAGCAGAUGGAGCACCUGUUCGACCUAGUAGCCUGAGUAGGAACGCAGAAGGUAAUCACCUUGGAAGUAGCACUGACUCUAGUGGAUACGGAACUGAUGAUCGGAGUUCAUCUAGGGUCAGAGGUUUACCAAAAGCUAACAGUUUUGGUGGAAUCACACAUGUUAAUCAAAAACAGGGAGGGAUACAUAAAGGUUACAGUAUGAACAAAGCAGACUCCUUUAAUUGUGGAAUGUCCAUGUCCAUGGGAGGUCAAAGAGGAAUUCCAACUCCACCUGGAAGUAGAACUGAUAGUUCACCAUUAUCUAGAUGUAGUUCAUCAGGGCCAGUACAAUCACCGAUACAAGGUAUAUUCCCGGGGCAAGGUGGACAACAAGUAUACAUUGUAGCAACAGAUUUAAACAAUAUCCCACCUGGCAGUGUUAUUUUAGACCCAAGAACAGGUCAUCCGUAUUCUAAUUCUGAUGGUAGUGUAUACCACCACACACCAGGUCAUCCUCCACCUCAACACACUACCAUGGUCCAACAACAACAACAACAGAUGCCUCCAGAAAUGUGGACCAAUGUACCACAGCCUGAAUGUCAAGGAGUACCAGAGGUUUGUCAUCAUUUGUCAUCACUAAAUCUGAGUCAGCAGUCAUCUCUAAGUCACCAGAACUCUUUAGACAGUACAGGAGAACCACCGGGUUGUCAAACUUCUUUACAAGGUGGUCAACAGAUUGUCAUGGCAACACAGCCACAAAUGCAAACAGUAUUUUCCCAGCAAGGACCUACUGCACAGGGGCAAUAUUAUCCUUGUCCACAGAACAUGCAGACCUCUAAUGUACGAUAUAUGUACCCUGUUCAGACAAGUAUGGCACAAGGACAGCCAUCUGUAGCAGUAGACAACCAAACUAUCAUCCAGAGUGCACCAUUUCAAUCACAAAUGACAACGGGAUAUCCUAAUUAUCAAGGAAACACUGUACAGAGUGUCGAGACAGUUAAUCAAAGUUCAUUUCCUAUUCACGGAGCAUCAGACAGUUAUCAAACAUAUCCUGUUCAAUAUCCUAGCCAAAGUGCAUGUAAUUACGGUCAGAUGCAAUCAACUUUGUAUUAUAGUAAUGUGCCCACCUCAAGCCCACAAAUGGGACUAAUUUAUAAUGGAAAUCAGGGACAGUUUCAGAGUCAAAUUCAGCCUAGUCAAACAAACCCGCCUUUAGCAAUGCAAGGCUCUACUCCCAUGUUAAACAUGGGUCAGCCUGUUGCAGUGGGAAAUGUACAAACACCUAACACGCAUAAUUACAUGUAUCAAACAAUGGCUCAGGUAGGCCAGCCUCAACAGCAGCAAAGGACUCCUAAUCCCCAGAUAGUUCAGAUACCAAAUGUUCAAGUGCAUAAUCCUACACAGACAGUUCCAAUCAUUAGAAAUAUGCAAAUGAAUAUGCAGAUUCCUACACAAGUUGGUGGUAUUCAACAACAGCAAGGAUUGGUUGCAGGUCAACCAUCACAAGUGACAGUUAGUGCAAAAAAUUUGACAGUUGAAGGAACAAUGCCAAAAUAUGAACUGGAAAAUAAAGAUUGUGCUAUGGGAAAUUUUGGAGGCCAAGUGGUGGCUGGUCCACCAGCUCGUCAGUUCGUACCAGGUUUUAGAAAUGCUACACAAAUAACAGAUUGUCGAUUAUUAGGUCAGCAAACCUUUCGUCCACAGCAGCAGGUUCAAAUUCACCAACAGUCAUAUGUACAGCCGCAGAAACAAAAGUCAGUAAUUAGAAGUACUGGUACAACAUACUCUAAUAAACAACAAAAGUUGAGGAAAUCUCGUAGUAGAGAAAAUGAUUCUUCACCCCAUCAGAGUAUUGAUAGUAACGAUAGUCAGGCAGGUCAUAUUUUGGAAGUGUGCGACUUGCCUGAUACAAUGAUGCGUUCAGAAGCUGAUAAACUUUUGAAAGAUCUGGUUACGAGUGGGGCACAAAUACAGUUCAUUCAUCCUGAGAAUAUUCAGUAUCAAAAUGAGGCUGGAAGUUUGCCAGUGUCAGCUUUUCACAAAAUUCUUGCUAUUUACCCGAGUAGUUCUGGAGCCAAUCAAAUUUUGAAGACUCAUUCAAAUAGCAAAUAUAAAUUAAGACCAUCGACUUUAGAUAAUAUAGGAGUAUAGGAACUUAUAUUUAUUGAUAUUUUGUGAUCUGUUCUGUACUUUUUUAUUUGAAAAAAAAUAGAUAAAAAUUUUAUGAUAUUUUACAUAAAAAGUAUAUUCUCUGUUGAUCUGUUAAGAAGAUGAAAGGAAAAAAAACAAAUCUAUGUUUCCCUGUUUUGUUUUUGUGCCAUUUAUUAUGAAUGAGAAAAUUUGUUACAUUGAAAUUGUUAUAAUGAGAAAAUUGUGUAGGUUGUUCAGAUAUGAUCUCUGUUGGCCAUCUUGAAAUAGAUAUUGGAUUUUCUCAUCAUCAAAAACAAACUUCACUAUGGAUAAAAACGUUUUCUUUAUCUUCAACUUGAGAUAUUUGAAGACUUUUCUUGAUUUUCUAUUUUGUAAUCUUGAUAAAAAGAAAUCAGGAAAUUUUGGUUGUCAGAUAUCUUUCUUAAAAGUCAAUCAAUAGAAAUGGUUUGAAGUGGGGGGAAAUGUUAGAUGAGAAAUUAAAUAUUUGUUUCAGUGGCCUCACACUGCAAACAUUUAGACCUCAAAUUCUUAUUGAUAUUGAAGGAAAAUAAUGCCUUAAAUUAUGGAAAUAAUGAAAUUUCAAAAGAUAUUUUUAUAGAUUGUUUUCCACAUGAAAGUUGUUAGUAUGGAUAAGAUAUGGUUCUCAAAAUUAAAACAACUUUAAUAAUACAUAUCAUUUAAGAAACAAAGAGGCCUUUAUAUGAUUUUUUUUUUUAAAGGAGAAUAGAAGGUUCCAUGUUUGCAGAUGCUGUGCCAGUCAGAGCAAAACAUUCAUUUUACUUUGGCAUUAUUUGACCUUUAUUUGAUUUGUUUCACAAUGAAGGUAAACAAACUUUUAAAUGAUUCCCUAAUUAAAAGAAAUUUGUUUUUUCUUCAUGAAGCUUAAGAAAAAGGCAUGAUGAGAGAAUAUAUUGCUCUGCUGGGCUCCCAUUGUUUUUGUGUAGUUAUUUAGGGGCAAGCUUGAUGCAACCAGUGUACACUACUGAAUACAUGACCAAUAUAAAAAAAAAUUCUCUAAGACAGAAAUGAUUUUGAUCAUAUAUGAUAAAAGCAACUGAAACAAAUCUUUGAUUUCUGUUGCCUAUCAACACAUUUUAAAAUCAUUAUAAUUAUAAGAAUAGUUUUAUUUUCAAAUUUUAUAAACCAUGUUUAUUGGCUUUAUUAAACAGUUUUUUUUAAGAUUGUAAUAUGUGUACACUGGUUUUGUCCUAAGUGUUCAUUCCUUGAAUUCAAAUGUGAAGCUAUCUCCCGUACUCUUACCUUUGUUUACCCAUAAGACACUAUGUUUACCCAUAAGACACCACACCUUGUUAUCUGCACAUUGUAUGUGAUAAGAUUUUUAUAGAAUUAUUUAGAUUUUGAUAGCAUACUUUUCAUUGUAGUUUCCUCCUCUUGACAUGUUUAAGAAGGAAAAAAACAUAUUAUAAAAAGCAGUUUUAGAUGAAAAAUACAGAAUGUGUUGCUGUGUUAUAAUUGACACCCUAUAUAGUAUACUCUGUAGUAACUAACAGUACCUACCUGUUAUUCUUGAGGCAUUGUGACAAAUCACUCAAACAUACAUUAUUUUUUCAUAUAUUGGAAAAAAAAUCUUUUGAAAUAGAUACGGCUAGAGCCAGAGGCAGUUUUGCAUACCAGUCACUUAAAUAAAUAUGUUUUUGUCUUUAAUUUUAGUCAAUGAGAUGUAAUUUAGUUCUGAAAUAAAAAAUAUCUGAAGCCAUUGAAAAUGUAUCCUCAUAUUGUGUUGAUCAGAAUCCAAAUUAACUUCUAUACACAGUGAAGAGUUUGAUAAACACAAAUUUUGACUUGAGAACGAAGGUCU